AUGUCGUGGCGCAAUCAGGGCAUCACCGGCUCAAACAACAUCCCUCUUGGAGCACGCCGUCGCUUCGGGGACGGCAAUGGUGACUCGCAAAAUGGUAGCUCAGUCGAGUCCCCAUCCUAUGGAGAUUCUGGCAAGCGUGGGCGAAGUCCAACCAGAGCUGAACCUGCGGUCGACGGCGUGAAGAGGCGCAAGAAGCGCAACCGAUGGGGUGAAGCUGAUGAAAACAAGGCUGCAGGUCUCAUGGGUCUCCCAACCAUGAUUCAGGCAAACAUGACAGCAGAACAGCUUGAAGCGUACACUCUGCAUCUUCGUAUCGAAGAGAUUAGCCAGAAGCUGCGCAUCAAUGAUGUCGUCCCAGCGGAAGGAGACAGAUCGCCUUCACCACCUCCCCAAUACGACAACUUCGGUCGUCGUGUGAACACUCGAGAAUUUCGUUACCGAAAGCGAUUGGAAGAUGAGCGUCACAAGCUUAUUGAAAAGGCCAUGAAGACCAUCCCGAACUAUCAUCCUCCAUCUGACUACAGGCGGCCGACAAAGACACAAGAGAAAGUCUAUGUCCCAGUCAACGAUUACCCCGAGAUUAACUUUAUUGGACUACUUAUUGGACCUCGUGGUAAUACGCUCAAGAAAAUGGAAACCGAGUCAGGAGCCAAAAUUGCCAUUCGAGGCAAAGGCUCCGUGAAGGAGGGAAAAGGACGAUCAGAUGCAGCUCACACUAGCAAUCAAGAGGAAGAUUUACACUGUCUCAUCAUGGCCGAUACUGAAGACAAGGUCAACAAAGCCAAAGCCUUGAUCCACAACGUUAUCGAAACCGCCGCCUCCAUACCCGAGGGCCAGAACGAGUUGAAGAGAAAUCAGCUUCGAGAACUUGCAGCUCUCAACGGAACCCUCCGUGAUGAUGAGAAUCAAGCUUGCCAGAACUGUGGACAAAUUGGACAUCGGAAAUACGACUGCCCAGAGCAACGUAACUUCACUGCCAAUAUCAUUUGUCGAGUUUGUGGCAAUGCUGGACAUAUGGCAAGAGAUUGCCCCGAUCGUCAACGUGGUAGCGAUGCCCGUAAUAAUGUUCCGGGAGGAUUCAAUGGACCUCAACGACGACUUGGUGGCGGUGAUGCUGUUGACCGAGAGAUGGAGAACCUCAUGCAAGAACUUUCUGGCAAUCCGUCCGGCAAUGGUCCAGCUGGUCGCAUCGAAGCUGGUCCUGGUGGAUACGACCAAGGCGAUUCGUAUGGCGCACCGGGCGGUGGUGAUACUCGACCAUGGGCACGUCAACCUACUGGAGCGCCUGCACCAUGGCAACGCGAUCGUCAAGAACGCGGUGGCUAUGAACAACGUGACAGUGGAUCCUCAAAUCCGCCAUGGGCUUCGCAAAACCGUGGUGGUGAUUCAUAUGGAGGAGGAGGGUAUGGCGCCGCACCAGGACAAGAUUCGGCAGCUCCUCCAUGGCAAGCGCAGGCUCCUCCUGGUGGACAAAACUACAACUAUGGUGGUUACCAAGGAUACGACGCUCAAGCGGCUUAUGGUGCUCCUCCACCAGCUCCUCCGGGUCUCAGCUCUUUCCUCCAGCAGUAUGGAGCUCCACCUCCACCUCCCGACUCUCAUGCUCCUCCUCCACCACCUGACGCUCAACCACCGCCACCUCCUGGUAUGGGCGACUAUAUUCCACCUCCACCACCUCCUGCUUAA
Molecule: messenger RNA, 1686 nt
Organism: Exophiala bonariae
Lineage: Eukaryota; Fungi; Ascomycota; Eurotiomycetes; Chaetothyriales; Herpotrichiellaceae
Exons: 6
Coding region: 1-1686 (561 amino acids)
Biological process (GO): regulation of mRNA splicing, via spliceosome
Cellular component (GO): nucleus
Molecular function (GO): zinc ion binding; mRNA binding
Source: RefSeq, a predicted model, not a curated record